UACCUAAAAGUUAAAGUACCGGCAUUUCAGAGCUACCCCUUCAUUGUGUACUUCCUUGUUAGGGUUUCCAUGGCAACGACGCUUUAACGUAAUAAACUGUAUGGUAGUAACAGUUGUCUUCCUCGGCUGGGUAACGUGAACAUUACGGGUCUUUUUACACUCUUACCAAAGUGACAUUUAUUGGAUGGACACUCGAUAAAGGUAACAGUUUCCGCUUGUUGGUUUCUCUGCCAUUUCUUUUCUCUUCAUGCUAGCUCGGUUUUUGAGAGGUUUGUCAACAUCCGGCAUACUUUUUUUAUGUAUCCGUUUCUUUUUUUUUAAGUAUCCUUGGCAUCCGCCUCCUGGACAUUCAGUGUCCCAAAAGAUGGAUGGCUGGAAAAAACUUCCAGUCCUGCCACCUAUUAAAGGAAGGUGGAGGCCGGACGAACUCGAAAAGAUCAUCACCAAGAAAAGAGAGAUGGAGGAGGAGCAGGAGGUCCACGAGGAGAAACUGAGGCGACUAAGCAGCAAAAUAGCACAACAGCAAAACAAAUCCCUCACAAACUUGGUCUCCAGAGCCAAAAAAGAGAUGGAGAAAAGCCAAAAAGAAGGAGCUUGUCGUCUUUCACCAGAACCCCAAUUUCCUCCUUCGAUGCUAAGUGAGGAGCAACAGCGCCUGAAAACAUACAAUUUCUUAAAGCAUUGUGUGGAGAGCCGAUCUGAUGACUACAACAUGCCACAAGACUGGAUGGACAAUAUUUUAGCUAGAGUCCCAGCUAAGCUUAAAGAGACACCAAAUCGAAAGGAACACACGGAGGAACUCUGCAACUUAGUCAAAGAUGAUUUCAAGAAAGUUUUGGUCCAGUAUACAGUGGACUCUGUGUUAAAGAAUCCCCUAAACGAAGAACAGAACUCAGAAGAACAGAUAUUAUCACAGCCAAGAAUUGUUGAGUUUUCCCAGCCAAGGUAUGAUAGCUUUUUGAAAACCAGAAGCUGGACUGAAAAUAAGUUGCACAUCGUUGAACCAGUGAUGCAGUCUAUUUUGGAUAUUGGCAUUACAACAUUUUCCUCUCUGGUCCUUGUUAAUCUUCCAGAGUACAGAGCUUUAGGACCCAUGGACUGCAAAACUCUGCAGAACAAACUAACUUUGGAAUGUAAGAGGAAGGAAGACAGUGUCAUGAGUAUAUGGUUCCCCCAGAUCCUCAAGCUGUUCAAUUUUGAAAAGAUACAAGAAAGCACUGAUGACCAGAAACAAGCUUCCUUCUACAAAUGUGCAUCAACCCUCAUUUCCAAUCAGCUGCGAUCCGCCCUUCACAAAAGUAUAGAUGAGUUUGUCAGCGUGUUCCACCCAAGCCGAAAACACUGCCUGCCCAUCUUUCAAAUGGCUUUGACGUUUGACGAUGAGAAAAUGGAAAUGUAUCCCACUCCUCGAGACGUGGAAACAUCUGUUCUGGAGAUCCUAAACGUCAUCACAAAUACGUUUCAGAAAGUUCAGACUGUUCAGUCGUGGUUGGGGCACACAUCACCCUCUUUUGUGAAUGCCAAGGUGACUGAGGAUUACUUUUCGUGGGCUCAGACCACUGUGAAGAAUGCUGUCCUGAAAAACAUGGAGGAACCUGGCAAACAUUUCCAAAGCUAUGUUGACAGCUACCGUUGGCUUGUGAAUGGAACUGCCCGGACUCAAGUUGACACAUUUUUUAAAGAAGAGCACUCCUUUGAGGAUUAUACUAAGAAAGUGGAGGAGUUCCACAAUCUGGCAAAAAAGAUCAUCAGCCUUCCAUCAAAAGUCUACUUCACAAUGGUCCAGCUGGACUGCGAGGAGCUGAAACAAGGGCUAGCCAACAAAGCCAAAGGCUACGCUGACCUGCUUCUGGAGAAACUGGUGAUCAGACAGCGUCAGCAAAGUCUACUGAUCUGUUCUGAAUUUGAAGCCAUCAAAAAGAGGAUUCUGGACGUUCCAAAAAGCACAGAGGAAAUUGCUGAGAUGGAAAAAUACAUCGAUUUUACCAAGAAAAAUGUCAUUCCAGAGCUAAAUAAAAAAGUGAAGGAUGCCAGCAGCCACAUCAUCUACCUACUGGAAACCCAUGUUGCUAAAUCAGAAGACAUCAAGCUAAACUCUACGGUUUAUCUCUGGCCGCACAACAUCCUCCUUGCAUUUGAACAGAGUGAAGAGGUGCUGCAGAGUUCCAGACAGAAGGAAGAGAAAGAGCUGUUAGCCAAAAGAGAAAGACUGACUGCACAGCUAGAGAAGUUGGAACGCACUAUCAAAACAUUUCCUCUCUGUUCAGAGUUGGGUUUGAUCCAGGAGUAUGUUGCAGAUGUCCGAACUGCAGGAAAACGUCUUCAGGAGACUGAAGAAACUAUUGCUGGCAUUAAUAAAGAAGAGUCUUUCUAUAAAUGGGAGAUAACAUGUUACCCAGAAGUGAAGGCUAUGAGAGAGCAAAUGGAGCCGUACCAGAAGGUUUUUGAAUGUAUCCUGAAGUGGCAGCAUGCAGAGAGCAGGUGGAUGGAUGGUUCCUUCUUGGACUUAAAUGGGGAAACCAUGGAAACUCAAGUCGACGAGUUCUAUCGGGAGAUCUACAAGAUGUUGAAGUUUUUCCAACAGAAGCAGAGUAAAGCUGCUCAGGAAAUGGCAAAGACUUACAGGAAGGCAGAAGGACAACCAGAUGAGAAGGAUCCAAUCAAGCAGGAGAGUCCCACAGUUAAUUUGUGCUCUAUUGUUAUAGAACAGAUCAAAAAGUUCAAGGACUACAUCCCUGUAGUGUCCAUUCUCUGUAACCCAGGUAUCAGAGGUCGUCACUGGGAAAAGAUGUCCCAGAUAGUGGGGUAUGACCUCACCCCUAAUUUUGGUACAUCACUACGCAAACUUUUACAACUGAAACUGGAACCUUUCCUGGAAGAGUUUGAGUCGAUCAGUGUUGCUGCCAGCAAAGAGUUUUCUCUGGAGAAGGCGAUGCAAACCAUGACACAGGUGUGGGAUGCUGUUUCUUUCCACCAUCAGCCUCACAAGGACACUGGCGUUUCCAUCUUGACUGCCUUGGAUGAUAUUCAGAUGAUGCUGGACGACCAGAUUGUGAAAACUCAAACCAUGAUGGGCUCACCAUUCGUCAAACCUUUUCAAAAUGAAAUGAAGCAAUGGGAGGAGCGUCUGCUUCAUAUCCAAGAAUCCAUCGAUGAAUGGCUAAAAUUGCAGGCCCAGUGGCUUUACCUGGAACCCAUAUUUUCAUCUCAGGACAUCAUGCAACAGAUUCCGGAGGAGGGAAGACUCUUCCAAACUGUUGACCAAAACUGGAGAGAGAUCAUGGGUCAUUGUAUCAAGGACCCAAAGGUUUUGCAAGCAACCUCACUUCCUGGUUUACUGGAAACACUGCAAGAAUGCAAUGCCCUUCUGGAAAAAAUUAUGAAAGGUCUGAAUGCCUAUUUGGAGAAGAAACGACUAUUUUUUCCAAGGUUCUUCUUUUUGUCCAAUGAUGAAAUGCUGGAGAUUCUUUCUGAAACCAAAGACCCUCUGCGUGUCCAGCCUCAUCUAAAGAAAUGCUUUGAGGGCAUUGCCAAACUGGACUUCUUACCCAAUCUGGAUAUCCAGGCCAUGUACAGCAGUGAGGGAGAGCGUGUUGAGCUGAUCCAGAACAUCUCCACAUCUGAAGCCAAAGGAGCUGUGGAGAAGUGGCUCCUUCAGCUGGAGGAUGCGAUGGUUUCCAGUGUAAGGGAUGUAAUAGAUCGCUCCAGAGUGGCCUAUGAAAAGACUGCAAGGAACCAGUGGGUCAAGGAAUGGCCAGGACAGGUGGUGCUCUGCAGCUCACAAAUUUUUUGGACUUUGGAGGUUCACAAGGCCUUCGAGACAGGAACUAAUGGUUUAAAGAAGUACUAUCAACAACUCCAAAAUCAAUUAAAUGAUAUUGUAGAACUGGUGAGAGGAAAACUGCCCAAACAGACGAGGACUACUCUUGGAGCUCUGGUAACAAUUGAUGUCCAUGCCAGAGAUGUAGUCAUGGAGCUCAUUGAGAAAGGUGUAUCGCAUGACACUGACUUCCAAUGGCUGGCUCAGCUUCGCUAUUACUGGAUGAACGACAAUGUUCGCGUCCACAUAAUAAACUGUGAUGUAAAAUAUGCCUACGAGUACCUGGGGAACUCACCGCGUCUAGUGAUCACUCCUCUGACAGACAGAUGCUACAGAACCCUGAUUGGAGCGUUCCACCUGAACUUGGGGGGCGCUCCGGAGGGUCCGGCUGGGACAGGAAAGACUGAAACUACAAAAGACUUGGCCAAAGCGCUUGCUGUUCAGUGCGUGGUUUUCAACUGUUCAGACGGACUGGAUUAUCUCGCAAUGGGAAAAUUUUUUAAAGGUCUAGCUUCAUCUGGAGCCUGGGCAUGCUUUGAUGAAUUCAACCGCAUUGAGCUGGAGGUUCUAUCUGUAGUGGCCCAACAGGUUCUCUGCAUUCAGAGGGCCAUCAUGCACAAACUGGAGCACUUUGACUUUGAAGGGACCAUGCUCAAACUGAAUCCCAACUGCUUUGUGUCCAUCACAAUGAAUCCGGGCUACGCAGGACGUUCAGAACUGCCAGACAACCUCAAGGUCUUGUUCCGCACGGUAGCCAUGAUGGUUCCAAACUACGCUCUAAUAGCAGAGAUCUCUCUGUACUCCUAUGGCUUCCUCAACGCCAAACCCCUGUCAGCCAAAAUUGUGAUGACCUACAGGCUUUGCUCAGAGCAGCUCUCAUCCCAGUUCCACUAUGAUUACGGAAUGCGAGCUGUCAAAGCCGUCCUCCUGGCUGCUGGGAACCUCAAACUCAAGUUUCCUAAUGAGAAUGAAGACAUCCUGCUCCUGAGAUCCAUAAAAGAUGUCAAUGAGCCCAAGUUUCUAUCCCAUGAUAUUCCGCUGUUUAACGGAAUCACCAGUGACUUAUUCCCAGGCAUUUCCCUUCCUGUGGCUGACUAUAAGCUUUUCUUAGAGGCUGCUGAAGAAUGCUGCAAAAUUCACAAUGUCCAGCCAACUCCGGUCUUCAUGGAAAAGCUGAUCCAGACGUACGAGAUGAUGAUUGUUAGGCAUGGGUUUAUGUUGGUGGGAGAAUCAUUUGCUGGAAAAACUAAGGUACUGCACGUUCUGGCGGAUACUCUAAGCUUAAUGAACGAGAGAGGACAUGGUGAGGAGGAGAAGGUCAUCUUCAGGACACUGAAUCCAAAGUCUAUUACCAUGGGACAACUCUUUGGACAGUUCGACCUUGUUUCCCAUGAGUGGACAGAUGGAGUUGUAGCCAACACUUUUCGUGAGUUUGCUUUGGCUGAAACGCCAGACCGCAAGUGGGUGGUGUUUGAUGGUCCCAUUGAUACACUGUGGAUUGAAAGUAUGAACACUGUCCUGGAUGACAACAAAAAGUUGUGCCUGAUGAGUGGGGAGAUCAUUCAGAUGUCCAGUCAGAUGAGUCUAAUAUUUGAAGCGAUGGAUUUGUCACAAGCUUCGCCUGCCACGGUCAGUCGAUGUGGCAUGAUCUACAUGGAGCCGUCUCAGCUUGGCUGGAAGCCUCUGGUGAUCUCCUGGAUGAACACGCUUCCUGAUCCUCUGCAAAACCCAGAGAAUCAUUCCCUCAUACUGGAUCUCUUUCACUGGCUCAUUCCACCCUCCCUCCAAAUGCUGCGCAAGCACUGCAGGGAAGUUGUCCCCACUAGCAACAGUCACACGGUGGUAGCGCUCUGCCGAUUGUUCAAAAUGAUUCUGGAUGAACCAUUGAAAACAGAACCUGAUGAAGAGAGUAUCCACACUUGGAUCAUGGCAGCCUUUGCUUCCUCCCUGGUGUGGUCCGUGGGUGGCUGCUGUGACACGGAUAGCAGAGAAAAGUUUAGUGACUUCAUCAGACAAAUCGUUUCAGGAAAAGACAAAGAACAUCCAAUCCCUGAAACGAUUGAAAGAUGGGAGUGUCCAAUAAAUGAGAAAGGCCUGGUGUAUGACUACUUUUAUGAGUUUAAAGAAAAAGGUAGAUGGAUCCAUUGGAAGGACACUAUUCAGAACAUCAACCUUGGAGACAUAAACACUAAAGGGCAGGAGAUCAUUGUUCCCACCAUAGACACAGUUCGGUACACGUACCUGAUGGAUCUCUGCAUCAGCCAAGGAAUCCCUCUCCUAUUUGUUGGUCCUACUGGUACUGGGAAGUCGGUGUACGUUAAAGACAAACUGAUGAACAAUCUGGACAAAGAUAGCUACCUUCCAUUUUUUAUCAACUUUUCUGCCCACACAAGUGCAAACCAGACUCAGAAUAUCAUUAUGUCCAAGCUAGAUAAGAGAAGGAAAGGGGUGUUUGGCCCUCCUUUGGGAAAAAAGUAUGUCCUGUUUGUGGAUGACCUGAACAUGCCUGCCCGGGAACAGUUUGGAGCACAGCCUCCUGUGGAGCUCCUACGACAGUUUUUAGACCAUGGACACUGGUAUGACUUGAAGGACACCUCCAAAAUCAGCCUUGUGGAUGUUCAGUUCAUCUCAGCGAUGGGUCCCCCUGGUGGUGGAAGGAAUGCUGUAACUUCUCGAUUCCUUCGGCACCUCAACGUCAUAAGCAUAAACCCUUUCAGCGACGACACCAUGGUUCACAUUUUCUCGAGUAUUGUGUCCUUUUCUAUGAAAAAGAAUUUGUUCCUACCUGAGUUUGUCAACGUGGGAAACCAAAUCGUCACAGCCAUGAUGGAAGUGUAUAAGAAAGCCAUGGAGAACCUGCUUCCCACUCCAGCCAAGUCUCAUUACACCUUUAACUUACGGGACUUCUCUCGAGUCAUCCAAGGCUGCCUGCUGCUGAAAAAGGAGUCCCUGGAGGACAAGCACACUCUGAUCCGAUUGUUUGUCCAUGAGGUCUUUCGCGUCUACUAUGAUCGCCUUGUUGAUAACGAAGACAGAACGUGGCUCUACCAACUAAUGCAGAGCAUAGUCAAGGAUCACUUCAAUGAGCCGUUUGACCAAGUUUUUGAGCAACUGAAGCAAGACGAUAAAGAACUGGAGGAGAAAGAUAUGCACAACCUACUGUUUGGGGACUACAUGAACCCUGACCUGGAGGGUGAUGAGCGUUUGUACACUGAGGUGCCCUCGGUUGAAACCUUUGCUGAGGUGGUCAAAUCGUGCCUUGAAGAAUACAACCAAAUGCACAAAAAUCGAAUGAAUCUGGUCAUUUUCAGAUAUCUCCUGGAGCACUUGUCACGUAUCAGUCGUAUAUUAAAGCAGCCUGGAGGCAAUGCUUUGCUAGUUGGAGUCGGAGGCAGCGGACGGCAGUCCAUAACUCGUCUGGCCACAUCAAUGGCCCACAUGACCUUAUUCCAGCCGGAGAUCUCCAAGAACUAUGGCAUGACGGAGUGGAGAGAUGAUCUAAAGAUGCUGCUGAAGAAUGCUGGAGUUAAAGGACAAAAGACGGUCUUUCUGAUAACUGACACUCAGAUUAAGGAUGAAGCCUUUCUUGAAGACAUUGACAGCGUGCUGAACACUGGAGAAGUGCCCAAUCUGUUUGCAGUAGAUGAGAAACAGGAAAUCAUGGAGACGAUUCGCCCCAUCGCUCAAGCAGGAAAUAAAAGUGUGGAGCUGAGCCCUUUGACUCUGUUUGCCUUCUUUGUGGCUCGCUGCAAAGAAAACUUGCAUGUUGUGGUGGCCUUCAGUCCCAUUGGAAAAGCAUUCCGAAAGCGUCUGCGGCAAUUCCCAUCUCUCAUUAACUGCUGCACCAUUGACUGGUUCCAGCCGUGGCCAGAGGAAGCUCUUGAGCGAGUUGCCAAUUCAUUCUUGGAAUCACUUGAGAUGAGUGAAAACGAGCGGCAGGAGGUCAUAACCAUCUGCAAAACAUUUCACACCUCCGCAAAUCAGCUCUCAGACAAAUUCCAGGCUGAACUGGGUCGCUAUAAUUAUAUCACUCCUACAUCCUACCUGGAGCUGAUUGCAACUUUCCAGCAGCUUAUUUCUCAGAAGAGAGAGACCAUCAUGAAUGCAAAACAGAGGUAUAUCAAUGGGCUUGAUCAGCUUGCUUUUGCUGAGUCGGAGGUUGCUAAAAUGAAGAAAGAACUGGUAGAUCUCCAGCCCAAACUGGAACAAGCAAAGAUAGAAAACACCAAAAUGAUGGAGGUGAUUGAAGUAGAAUCUAUAGAAGUGGAAGCCAAAAGUAGAGUUGUUCAUGUUGACGAGGAGGCGGCAGCCAUAAAAGCCAACGAGGCCCAGGCUCUGAAGAGCGAGUGUGAGAGUGACUUGGCUGAAGCCUUGCCUGCACUGGAAGCAGCUCUGACUGCUUUGGACACAUUGAAGCCCUCUGAUAUCAGCAUUGUGAAAGCGAUGAAAAAUCCUCCCUCAGGAGUGAAGCUGGUUAUGGCAGCUGUAUGUGUGAUGAAGAACGUGAAGCCAGAUAGGAUACCUGACCCUGCUGGGACCGGAAAAAAGAUAUCUGACUUCUGGGGUCCAAGCAAAAAGCUUCUGGGAGAUAUGAACUUUUUACGAGAUCUUAAAGAGUACGACAAAGACAAUAUUCCUGUUCCUGUGAUGCACACAAUUCGGAAUGAGUUCAUGACCAAUCCUGACUUUGAUCCCAGCAAAGUGGCAAAUGCUUCCUCUGCAGCGGAAGGCCUUUGCAAGUGGAUCACAGCGAUGGAGGUUUAUGACAGAGUCGCCAAGGUUGUGGCUCCGAAGAAAGCGAAGCUUGCAGAGGCACAGGAGUCUUUGGCUGCUACUAAAGCUGUGCUAGACCAGAAGAGAGCCGAGUUGAAGGAGGUUGAAGACCGGUUGACUGCUCUUCAAAAAACUUUUGAGGAGAAGACAGAGGAAAAGGCCCGCCUUGAGAUGCAAGUGGAGUUAUGCGCCAGGAAGUUGGAGAGAGCAGAAAAGCUCAUCGGUGGUCUGAGUGGAGAGAAGACAAGAUGGUCUAAAGCAGCAGAGGACCUGCAGAACACUUACGACAACUUGACAGGAGACGUUCUUAUUUCUGCCGGCGUCAUCGCCUACUUGGGACCUUUCACUUCUGGCUUCAGACAAAACUGCACCAAAUCAUGGACCACUCUCUGUCAAUCUAAAAACAUUCCAUCUUCAGACGAAUUCUCUCUCAGUAAAACUCUGGGGGAUCCCAUUGAAAUCAGGGCAUGGAACAUAGCAGGCCUUCCCAAUGACUCUUUCUCUAUUGACAAUGGUGUCGUUGUAAGAAAUUCGCGUAGAUGGCCUUUGAUGAUUGACCCUCAAGGUCAAGCCAACAAAUGGGUGAAGAAUUUAGAAAAAGACAACAACCUGAACGUGAUCAAGCUAACUGAUGGGGACUACAUGAGAACCCUUGAAAACUGCAUUCAGUUUGGAACCCCACUGUUGCUCGAAAAUGUUGGAGAAGAGCUGGAUCCGUCACUGGAGCCUCUGCUGCUCAAGCAAACGUUCAAACAAGGUGGUGUGGAAUGCAUAAAACUUGGGGAUCGAGUGAUUGAAUACUCGGCUGACUUCCGUUUCUACAUUACGACCAGACUCAAGAACCCUCACUAUCUACCAGAGGUGGCCACCAAAGUGUCCUUGCUCAAUUUCAUGAUCACGCCAGAGGGGUUGGAAGACCAGCUGCUGGGAAUAGUUGUUGCAAAAGAGAGGCCCGAACUGGAAGAGGAGAGGAAUGCUUUAAUCCUGCAGUCAGCUAAUAACAAGAGACAGCUAAAGGAAACAGAGGACAGCAUCCUAGAAACUCUCCAGUCUUCCAAGGGAAACAUCCUGGAGGAUGAAAGUGCCAUUCAAAUUUUAGACUCUGCAAAGAUAAUGUCCAAUGAGAUCACCAAGAAGCAACAGAUUGCAGAGAAAACAGAACUCAAGAUAGCAGAGUCCAGAGAGGGCUACAGAGAGGUCGCCAAGCAUUCUUCCAUCCUCUUCUUUAGUAUUGCUGAUCUCACCAACAUUGACCCCAUGUACCAAUACUCCCUCAUCUGGUUUGUCAACCUCUACAUAAACUCUAUACAAGACAGCAUCAAGUCCAAGGUUCUGAAGCAAAGACUUGAGUACUUGAAAGAUCACUUCACCUACAACCUGUACUGCAAUGUCUGCCGGUCGCUCUUCGAGAAGGACAAGCUUCUUUUCUCCUUUCUUCUCUGCUGCAAUUUGCUGUUAGCUAAGAAAGAGAUCGAGCACUCAGACCUGAUGUUCUUGCUCACUGGGGGAGUGGGUCUGCAGAACACUGUGGCCAAUCCCGACCCCAGCUGGCUUCAGGACAAAAGCUGGGAUGAAAUCUGCAGGGCUAGUGAACUUCCAGAUUUCCAAGGACUAAAAGAGGCUUUCAUCAAAAAUCCAGAAGACUUUAAGCUCAUUUAUGACAGCAAGGAGCCAUGCAGCAUUAGCUUGCCUGCACCCUGGGGUGACAAACUCACAGACCUGCAGAAGAUGAUCAUUUUUCGGUGUCUCCGACCUGAUAAGAUGGUGCCAGCAGUGACUAAAUUUGUGACUCGCAAUCUGGGCAAAAAGUUUGUCCAACCUCCUGCCUUUGACUUAACAAAGAGCUACCUAGACUCAAACUCCACCAUCCCUCUGGUGUUUGUGCUUUCUCCAGGAGCUGACCCCAUGGCAAGUUUGUUGAAGUUUGCCAGUGACAAAAAAAUGGACGGUUCGAGGUUCCAGUCUAUUUCUCUGGGUCAAGGCCAAGGGCCCAUAGCUGCUAAGAUGAUAUCCACAGCCAUGCAGAAUGGAUCCUGGGUGUGUUUGCAGAAUUGCCACCUGGCUGUUUCAUGGAUGUCCAACCUCGAGAAGAUCUGCGAGGACUUCAGCCUCACAACGUGUCACCAAGACUUCCGCCUCUGGCUCACAAGCUACCCCUCACCUAAGUUUCCAGUGAGCAUCCUGCAGAAUGGGGUGAAAAUGACAAAUGAGCAACCGACGGGACUUCGCCUCAACCUUCUGCAGUCUUACUUGACAGAUCCCGUUUCUGACUCAAACUUCUUUAAUGGAUGUCCAGACAAGAAACCAGUUUGGGAGAAACUCCUGUUUGGGCUGUGCUUCUUCCAUGCUCUUGUUCAGGAGAGGAAAACGUUUGGGCCUCUGGGCUGGAAUAUCCCCUACGGGUUUAAUGAGUCUGACCUCCACAUAAGCAUGAGACAGCUGCAGCAAUUUGUGAAUGAGUAUGACAAGGUCCCAUUUGAGGCGAUUACAUAUCUUACUGGAGAGUGUAACUACGGUGGCCGGGUGACGGAUGACUGGGACAGGCGCCUCCUGAUGACCACUUUAGCAGAUUUCUACUGCGAGGACAUAAUCAAAACAUUCCGUUACCCUUUCUCACCCAGUGGUCAAUAUUUUGCCCCGCCCAAAUCUACCUAUGAAGAGUACAUCCAAUUCAUCGAGAAUCUACCACUCAGUCAGCAACCAGAGGUGUUUGGACUGCAUGAAAACGUGGACAUUUCCAAAGACUUGCAGCAGACAAAGCUACUGUUUGAUUCACUGCUGCUUACCCAGGGGGGAGGAGCCAUGGGAGGGGUCAGCUCUGGGGGUGACAGCGCCCUCUAUGAUAUAGCAAACAAUAUACUCACCCAGCUUCCACCCACUUUCGACAGAGAAGCAGUUCUCCUGAAGUACCCUGUGCUCUAUGAGGAGAGCAUGAACACUGUGCUUGUUCAAGAAAUGGAGCGCUACAACAGGUUGUGCAGCACCAUUUGUGUGAGCCUUCAAAACCUUUUGAAGGCUAUCAAAGGCUUGGUGGUGAUGGAUUCAGAGCUGGAGGCAGUCGCAGGAAAUCUGAUCGUGGGCAAGGUCCCGGAAAGAUGGGCCAAAUUCUCUUACCCGAGCCUCAAACCCCUCGGCAGUUACAUUACUGACUUUCUAGCGAGACUCAGGUUUUUACAGAUUUGGUAUGAAAAUGGACAGCCCAAGGUGUUCUGGCUGUCUGGUUUCUUCUUCACUCAGGCUUUUCUAACUGGAGUUAUGCAAAACUUUGCAAGGAAAUACCAAAUCCCCAUUGACCUGUUAACCUUUGAUUUUGAGGUUCUUCCUAUUGAUAAGUCAGAAACCGCUCCUGAAGAUGGUGUUUACGUUAACGGGCUGUUUCUUGAUGGAGCUCGAUGGGACCGAGAGAGUGGAGUUCUGACUGAACAACACCCCAGAAUUCUCUUUGACUCCAUGCCUAUCGUCUGGGUGAAGCCAACGGAAAAAAAGAACAUAAGUCAAACUGACAGCCUGUAUGUCUGCCCUCUGUAUAAGACCAGUGAGAGGAAAGGAACUCUGUCAACAACGGGCCACUCCACCAAUUUUGUUAUUGCAAUGAUGCUGUCAACCAAGAAGCGCCCACAGCACUGGAUCAAGCGCGGCGUGGCCAUGCUCCUCCAGCUAGAUGACUGAUAUCUGAUAACCUCCUACUGCUAUCACACUGACUGGUUCGGGACAGUGCCAUGUACAUGUUUUGGCUAUUUCUGUUCUCAAUUGAGAAUAGUCUAUCUUUAUAAAUAAUCUUCAUUUUACUUGAUUGCUAGCAAUUUCAGAUUCACACCUCAACACAGAGGGCCUUGAGUUACAGGGCAUACUAGUGAAACAAAACUAUAUUUGAAGGAAAUGUUCUAUCAUUUUUUAAAAAUUGUUAAUAAAUUUAAGAAGUAUUAAGAAAAAAAAAAACAA
Messenger RNA from Oryzias melastigma (Indian medaka), 12535 nucleotides. It is a transcript of the gene dnah12, whose product is annotated as dynein, axonemal, heavy chain 12. The transcript is spliced from 73 exons. Gene Ontology annotation, molecular function: minus-end-directed microtubule motor activity; ATP binding; ATP hydrolysis activity. Gene Ontology annotation, biological process: microtubule-based movement. Gene Ontology annotation, cellular component: dynein complex. The coding region runs from base 248 to 12262 and encodes 4004 amino acids. NCBI's taxonomy places the organism in Eukaryota, Metazoa, Chordata, Actinopteri, Beloniformes, Adrianichthyidae. The record is from RefSeq and is a predicted model, not a curated record.